Messenger RNA from Anopheles coustani, 3408 nucleotides. RefSeq names its product bumetanide-sensitive sodium-(potassium)-chloride cotransporter (gene Ncc69). The transcript is spliced from 8 exons. Gene Ontology annotation, cellular component: membrane. Bases 1 to 3408 code for a protein of 1135 amino acids. The record is from RefSeq and is a predicted model, not a curated record. Gene Ontology annotation, molecular function: sodium:potassium:chloride symporter activity. Lineage: Eukaryota; Metazoa; Arthropoda; Insecta; Diptera; Culicidae. Gene Ontology annotation, biological process: chloride transmembrane transport; sodium ion homeostasis; chloride ion homeostasis.
AUGACCGACCCGAAGGGUGGUACCGACGUCGAAAUGAGCGCCCUGCCACGCAAUCAGUCAGCGAACCGCUUCCAGGUUAACCUUGUCAAUCACGACAACGGUGGCCCGGCGGCGAACGGCAACGGCACGGCCACCGAACCGGCCGCCGAGGACGACGUCUUCCCGGAGGAGAUGGUCAAGCGGCGCACGUCCCGGCUGCAGUCUCUCCGCAGCAGUUUCCGCGCCGACCGGGACCGCGACCGGGACCCGGAGCAACCACGGCAGCGGAAGCACUCGACCCGCUUCAACGUCGAGGGCGGCGAGUCGGACUCGAACGACGACGAGGAGGAUAAUCUGAUCGAUGAGAACCGCUACGCGCGCAGUUUCCGACACUUCACGAGAGAGGCUCUGCCGCGUAUGGACAAUUACCGGAAUAUUCUAUCAUUCCAAGGCAAUCAGAGACCCACACUCGACGAGCUGCAUGAUGCUUCCAUCACUAAUAAGGAAACGAUGCGCCGCGGAACUGUGCACGAACCGGUAGAGUUGGAUGGUACUUUUAAGUUCGGAUGGAUCAAGGGUGUCCUGAUGCGCUGCCUGCUGAACAUCUGGGGCGUGAUGUUGUUCCUGCGUCUCAGCUGGGUAGUAGGACAGGCCGGCAUCGUGCAAGGUGUCGUGCUGAUCCUAAUGACGACCGUGGUGACCUCGAUCACGGCACUCUCCAUGUCCGCCAUCAGUACGAACGGGGUGAUAAAGGGCGGAGGGACGUACUACAUGAUAUCCCGGUCACUUGGGCCAGAGUUUGGUGGGUCGAUUGGGCUUAUCUUCUCCCUUGCAAACGCCGUAGCCUGUGCAAUGUAUGUGGUUGGAUUUUGCGAGUCUAUGAUUGACCUGCUGGCCACGUUUGACCUUUCGAUCGUGGACGGGGCCGUCAAUGACGUGCGUAUCAUCGGGUGCAUCACGAUCGUGAUACUACUGUGUAUCGUGGUCGUCGGCAUGGAGUGGGAGGCGAAGGCCCAGAUCGUCCUGCUCAUCAUCCUGCUGGUGGCCAUCGUGGAUUUCUUUGUCGGCUCGUUCUGGGGACCCAAGUCCGAGCUGGACGUCGCUCGGGGUUUCGUCGGAUACAACGCGACGUUGCUGGUGGAAAAUCUGAAGCCUGAUUACCGGAUGGCCAAGGGUACCCAGCACGACUUCUUCUCCGUGUUUUCGAUCUUCUUCCCGGCGGCGACGGGUAUUCUUGCGGGGGCGAACAUCAGUGGCGAUCUGAAGGAUCCGUCGUCUUCCAUCCCGAAGGGAACGAUCUUGGCCAUUGGGCUCACUACGUUCUCCUACGUCGCAAUGGCUGUUAUCGCUGGUGCUACGGUCUUGCGUGAUGCCACUGGCAACGUUACGGACAUCGUCAACGGAACGUGGGACUUUUCGGACUGUCUGUCGCAGAGCUGUCAGUACGGCCUGCACAACUCCUUCCAGGUGAUGGAACUGGUCUCCCUGUUCGGGCCACUGAUCUAUGCCGGUUGCUUUGCGGCUACCCUCUCGUCGGCUCUUGCUAGUUUGGUGUCGGCUCCGAAAGUCUUCCAGGCGCUCUGCAAGGACAAGCUGUACCCGAAGAUCAGCUGGUUUGGCAAAGGGUUCGGCAAGAAUAAUGAACCCGUACGAGGAUACAUCCUUACGUUCAUCAUUUCUGUAGCGGUCAUUCUGGUCGGCGAUCUGAACAUGAUUGCUCCACUCAUCUCCAACUUUUUCCUAGCGGCCUACUGCCUGGUGAACUUCAGUACAUUCCACGCCAGUUUGGCGAAACCGGUCGGUUGGAGGCCAACGUUCAAGUAUUACAACAUGUGGCUAAGUCUUCUCGGUGCUGUUUUCUGUAUUGCCGUAAUGUUCCUGAUAUCGUGGCCGACAGCGUUGUUGACGUUUGCCGCCGUGCUCUCGCUGUACCUGAUCGUGGCCUAUCGCAAGCCGGACGUCAACUGGGGCUCGACAACGCAGGCACAAACGUACAAGAACGCACUGAUGUCCGUUCAGCAACUGAACAACGUGGAGGAGCAUGUCAAAAACUAUCGCCCCCAGAUACUGGUGCUAGGUGGACAUCCGAGCGCGCGACCAUUGCUGGUGAACUUUGCGUACCUGUUGACGAAAAAGCUUUCGCUGCUGGUUUGCGGCCACGUGACGAAAACGCACGUAUCCCAAAAGUAUCGCAACCACCUCCAGAAGAAGGCCGCCGAGUGGUUCCGUCGACAUAAGGUUAAGGGCUUCUACUCGCUCGUUGACGACAAUGACUUCGAAACGGGUGCUCGCGCGAUCAUGCAGGCCUCCGGUAUCGGCAAGCUGCGCCCGAACGUGCUCCUAAUGGGCUACAAGGCAGACUGGGAUCGUUGUGACCCGGUCGAGCUGGAGCAGUACUUCAACGUCGUCCACAAGGCGCUCGACAUGUACUUAUCGGUGGCAAUACUGCGCGUUAGCAAGGGCUUCGACUAUUCGCAGGUGCUCGGCGAGGAUACGGUCAAGUUCAUCUCGGAGUACCCGCGUACGUUGGUGGCCAACGACAGUACCAACGACCUGCUGGGACACAACAAAGUAAGCUCUCUACACGGCAGCUGCGAUUCACUCAGUCGCAACGUCUCGCAAGAACAAACCGAUGUGAAUGAAAAGAAUGCGAAGAACCUGAAGGCGAGCAGCACCAGUGACCUAAGCAAAACCGUCUCCGUAGCACCGGAUCCGAUCGACAUCAGCGCAAAGCUCAUCACGGAAAACAGUCAACGCUCGCUGAAGCGCGGGGAUCCGUCACUGUUGUACCGUGGGCCGGGCGGUGCCGAGCUCCCGAAAGAGGUGCUGGACGAACUGACGCAGUUCACCUCGAAGAAGAAAACGGGCAUCAUCGACGUGUACUGGCUGUACGAUGACGGUGGCCUGACGCUGCUGCUGCCGUACAUCAUCAGCACGCGACGCAACUGGAGCUCCUGCAAGUUGCGAGUGUUCGCCCUUGCCAACCGCAAGACGGAACUGGAGUUCGAGCAGCGCAACAUGGCGAGCCUGCUGGCAAAGUUCCGCAUCGACUACUCCGACCUUCAGCUUCUGCCGGACGUCACGAAGAAACCUAAUCAGGCAAUGACCGACUUUUUCAAGGGGCUCAUCAAAGAGUUCACCGCUAGGGAUCAGGAGAAUGCAGACGGAAGCACUGCCGCGGCGUCGUGCAUCUCGAAGGCGGAGCUGCUGGCCGUGCAGGACAAGACGAACCGGCAUCUGAAUCUGCGCGAGAACUUGCUGCAACAUUCCAGCAAAUCGGACCUGGUUGUGAUGACGCUACCGAUGCCCCGGAAGGGUGUCGUGUCGGCUCCACUGUAUAUGGCCUGGCUUGAGGCUCUCAGUCGAGAUCUGCCACCAUUCCUGUUCGUCCGAGGCAACCAGACGUCCGUGCUGACGUUCUACUCCUAG